This is a messenger RNA of Aspergillus saccharolyticus JOP 1030-1, 838 nucleotides long. RefSeq lists its product as uncharacterized. The transcript has a single exon. The record is from RefSeq and is a predicted model, not a curated record. Bases 71 to 685 code for a protein of 204 amino acids. NCBI's taxonomy places the organism in Eukaryota, Fungi, Ascomycota, Eurotiomycetes, Eurotiales, Aspergillaceae.
CUCUGUUCAUCCAUCAUUACCAUUGCCAGGUAAUUCAAACCUCUCAUCCAUAGCCCUCCAAGUAGUCACAAUGCGUGUCACCUUCCUCCUCGCUGCAGCUCUUUCUGUGCUGACUACCAGCGCCGACGACACAACCACCACCGUGGGAUUCUACGUCCCCGACUGGGAAGUCACAUUACCAGCCGAUGGCCAACGGAAUAGCACUGGAGCCAGUGUCGUCGGCAUCAACACUGCGGCGACCACCUACCAUCUCGGUUGUCUCAAGGAUGCCCCUAAAACCGACUGUGAUAUCGACCACUCGUGGACAAUCGUUCAGGGCCCUUCGACUGUGAGCGUGUCGGGCGUGUACACUGCUUCGACCUCCGACAAGAGCCAGAGCUUCGAUGUCACUGUCACCCAAUCCAUGGAAUGUUCCCUCAAGGCCUGGACCGAGUCGGCCAGCUGUAGCAUGAGCGUCGGCAUGACCGGUAGUCUGGAUGGCGGGUCGUACUCGUCUUCCACAUCUACCCAUGCCUCUUACACCACUACCGCGACGCUCAGAGCACUGUUGGUCACGGGCGGAGUCAAGUCGCUGACGGAACCGGCGGCCACGAAGACUGAUGGGGCGGCGAAGGGCAACGGAGCGGUGGGCGCGAUGAUAACUGCAGCACCGGUGAUUGCAGCGGCGGCUGCAGCCUUGCUGUAGGGCAGAAUACACGAAUGGCUUACUUGCUUCACUGUGUCUAAUAAAUACUGUUAAUAUGUUAAUGAGAUGAACUUAGUAUGGGGAAUGAACUAAAGAGACUGCAGACCUGGCAUAACGAUGACAAAAUGUGUGUCUGGCUCCUUUGUAUUUCGC